CGGAGGCGAUCGGUCGCUCCAACCCUCCCUUACCAGAAGUGAAAAUCCGGGAUGGCAUCGAUCCCGCAGAACCCUCGCGCCCUCACGUGACCAUCCGCUCCUGUCUUCCGCAUCGCCCAGCUUCCCGCAUUGGUCCCAGGCCCCUCCUUUCCGACCAAUGGCGGCGCGCCGAACCCCUGCGCGAUCCUCUUGGAUUGGCCGCCAAAAACGUCCUUAAUUCAGCUCGUUAAAUAUAAAUUGGAUAAAGUAAUAAUGUCAGAAGUCAGUAUAGCUGUAACAGUGCCUCUAAAUUGUGUAGACAAUUUGUCUCAUUAACGGCGUCCGAGCUGAUUGCCAAUCAAACGAAUUGAGGAGAUUAGAUUGUUUUGAUUUUCGCUCGUUAAUUGUGAAAAUGGAAGGUGCCCCUUUCGACGACCAGGCCUUCAGCGACUACUCGAACCAGCCGCUCCCGAGCCUGAAUUCCACGCUGCUCCAGACCAAGAACCAGGAUAACCUGAACGUGCACUCGAUACAGGUCAUGCUGGGGCUGCAGCAGCAGCACGACAUGUUCUCGAACAUGGGCUCGCCGAUGGAGUACAAGGGCUCGCCGCAGAAGAUGGACAACUCGCCGAUGCACCAGGACCUGGGGAUGUUCCAGCAGGGGAUGGAGAGCGUGAACAGCAGCGCGAACGGAGUCAAGAGGAAGAACGAGGAGGUGCUGCUGCAGUCGCAGAGUCUGAGCUCGACGGAGAUCGGCAACACGGGCACGACGCAGAAGAAGAACGAGAAGAAGAAGAACGACAACAACGGGGUUAAGAAGAAAAAGACAAGAACGACCUUCACCGCCUUCCAGCUCGAAGAGCUCGAGCGCGCCUUCGAGCGCGCCCCCUACCCCGACGUCUUCGCCCGCGAGGAGCUCGCCCUCAAGCUCAACCUCAGCGAGUCCCGCGUCCAGGUCUGGUUCCAGAACCGGCGGGCCAAGUGGCGGAAACGGGAGCCCCCACGCAAGACCGGCUACAUCAGCUCCAGCUCCCCCAGCUCCAGCAUCUCCACCAACUUCAACAACACCCUGAGCCCCUUCACUCAGGCCAACACCUUAAACACGUCCACCCCCGUGGACACCUGGAGCUACCAGUCCACCUACGACCUGGGCCCGCACUUGAACCUCCUCAACUCCUCGUCGACGCCCUACCCCAGCUUCGGCUCGCCCCAGAACGGGUACUCGUACAUGCUGAACUCGCACGACAACCAGCUGUUCGGCGCGCCCAUGCGCGCGCACGAGUACACCCCGCCCCUGGCCAACCAGAGCCCGCCGCUGGGGCGGGAGUACUCCAUGCUUCAAACUCAUUCGCCCACGGCCGACGAGAACUCCAUUGGGGCCAAAAUCGAGUACGUCAACCACACGCUGAACGCGUCGCCGGAGCGGUACGCGAACAUGUCGCCGAAGUACGAGGCGAGUUACCACGAAGACGGGAGGAUGAAGGAGCAGAUUAAGAGUGAGCAUGGGAGUAAUCAGACUUACGUGACUUUACCCCCUUUUCUGAAUUAGCCAAAAUUGUGAAAAGACGAUAUUUUUGUUAGGGUUUAGGUUUGCGUUUGGCGGAUGGGCGUUUUUGUUCCUUUUGGGGAAAUUUGCUCUAAAUUUUGGCUAAUGGAAGGGCGCGUAAUCAUUGCAAUUUUAGUUAAGUACCUCACUGUUUGUGCCAUUUUUAGUAUCUUGUGCCUUUGGGUGCUGUUUAUUUUUACAUGUACCUACUUAGAGUAACGACGAUAUUGUAACAAGUGCUUUGAUUAUUUUUAUAUUUACAAUAAAAGUGACAAACAUACUGGAUGGUUUUGCUUGCUUGGGUACCUUGGAACUGUUUGGCUUAGGCUGACGCAAACACACUCACAUUUUGUUUGCUAUAUUUUAUGACUUACUUGUUUAUUUGUAUUGACGAUUGUUUUCUUUGAAAUUACUAUUGUGAUGAUUUUUUUUUUUUCAAAGAAAAUAAUGGAAACCACAAGUCGUGACAAAUUGUUGACGCUGAAAAAUGUGCAAUCGAAAUAGGUUGACAUAAGAAAAUUCCACUCAGUCGAAGUAGGUAUUUUGUUUAAAAGUUAAAAUUUUUUAUAAAACUGAGGUCAUAAGUUAUCAUCGUGGUGCGCGUCAUGUUAUCAGACUCGGUUAACGCCUCGUCGGAUCAUAAUAAUUGGCACUACGAUUUUUAUAGCGUAAGUGCUAAUUAAAAUACCAGAGAUUUUCCGUGCUGGUUUUCUCAGAAGUUUUUUUUUUGCUUUUUACGGCAAAAAUUGUUUCUCAAAAAUCAAAGCGCAGUAUGUGACGUAGUUCUGAGAUUAUUUCUGAAAACUUAUCUCCGUUAGUAGCAUUAAUUAACGUCAUAAAUGGAAAAUCCGAACAGAUAAUACUAAGCAAAAAUUCUUCGAAAAAAUAGCAGUAAUCGUGUUUUUUUGCUUUAUUUUCUGUUAAACUUGUGAUUUUUUUUACCUUCACACUCCUCUAUUCCAGUAUUAAUAAAUGAAUAAUGAUUCAUAUUCAAGCAAUUUUAAUAUCUGCAAGGUAAAAAAUUGGAACUUUUGACAAAUUUCUGAAUGGUUUCGAAAAUAACUUUGUUUGCAUAAAAUGAUAAAUUAUUUAAAAGUGCGUAAGUGAUCUAGUGUUUAAUAAACUACUCCAUAUUCAUUAGAAUUUCCUAUAACAAAAAGACAAUAAUUAUAUGUUUCAUUUAUUUGCAUUGUAAAACCGGUUAAAAGUGGUGAUCAACAUAUCUGUGUAUAAUUAUAAUGAAAAUAAUUAAGUAUAGAAAGGAAGUUGAUUUUAAUUUUCACUUGUCGAAUGAUAGCUGAGAAAAAAUGUAAUUGGGUCAUUUUCAAGAAUAUUUAAUUUGAAUAAUUUCAAUAGCUUGGAAAAUUAAGUAUAUGCUAGAAGAACCACCUCAGGAUUAUUUUUU
Molecule: messenger RNA, 2930 nt
Organism: Zophobas morio
Lineage: Eukaryota; Metazoa; Arthropoda; Insecta; Coleoptera; Tenebrionidae
Product: retinal homeobox protein Rax
Exons: 2
Coding region: 392-1528 (378 amino acids)
Biological process (GO): regulation of transcription by RNA polymerase II
Molecular function (GO): RNA polymerase II transcription regulatory region sequence-specific DNA binding; DNA-binding transcription factor activity, RNA polymerase II-specific
Source: RefSeq, a predicted model, not a curated record